Sinocyclocheilus anshuiensis is the source of this 668-nucleotide messenger RNA. RefSeq names its product actin-related protein 2/3 complex subunit 5-like. Gene Ontology annotation, cellular component: Arp2/3 protein complex; actin cytoskeleton. Lineage: Eukaryota; Metazoa; Chordata; Actinopteri; Cypriniformes; Cyprinidae. Bases 103 to 555 code for a protein of 150 amino acids. Gene Ontology annotation, biological process: regulation of actin filament polymerization; Arp2/3 complex-mediated actin nucleation. The transcript has 4 exons. The record is from RefSeq and is a predicted model, not a curated record.
GGGCUUUCUAUGCGGAAGUCAACAAGCACCGAGCUUCUUCCUGUAAGUGCUGGGACUAUUCUCUAUAAACUGACAUCUUCUGAUUGAUUGAUCACACCAGCCAUGUCGAAGAACACAGUGUCCGAUCGAUUCAGAAAGGUUGAUGUGGAUGAGUACGACGAAAACAAGUUUGUCGACGAGGAGGACGGUGGAGAAAAUCAACUAGGUCCGGAUGAGGCUGAGGUGGAUUCUCUCAUCAGAUCAGGGAACCUGAUGGGAGCUCUGCAGGCAGUGCUGAAGAAUCCACCCAUCAACACCAAGAACCAGAAUGUGAAGGAACAGGCUGAAGACCUCAUGUUGAAAGUGCUGAGCUCCUUCAAGACUAGUGAUAUAGAAAAGGCUGUUCAAUCUCUGGAUAAGACUGGAGUUGAUCUCCUAAUGAAAUACAUCUACAGAGGCUUUGAAAGACCCUCAGACAACAGCAGUGCCAUCCUACUGCAGUGGCAUGAAAAGGCUCUCUCAGCUGGAGGUGUGGGCUCCAUCGUCAGAGUGCUCACGGCCAGGAAGACUGUGUAAACUUCAGCACCGAGGCAGGGUUGGUGGAGGGACUGGCUGGCACAACCCCUCGUGGUCUGGUUUCCCACACUGCCAAACUUUGGAGGAUGUCCAGUCACUCACCUUUUUUUUUU